AUGCAAGCAAAAAAUCGUAACUACAGCCAUGAUGCACAUCCUGCACCACGAGGUGCAGUCUCGGUGGUUGACCAAGGAAGCACACAAGGGGCGAAAACCGUGAGCAAACGAUCAGUCGAUGAGGGAGGAAAGGAGAUUUCGCAGCAGCAAGUGUCGGGGCAGUAUGAAAGCUACGUAGCGUUGCCACUGCGAAAUGGAAUGUCCGAACAUGAAGUGAGUAGACCUUCAGAAGUGGCCUUGGACGAUGUGGGUGAACCCUCGUCCUUAAGUGAAAGUGUACCGAGGAGAAACGGUGCGAGUCGCAAAAGGUGUGCGAUAUUACUCUCCACAGGAUUAAGUGUGGUGUUCUCCUGA
Trypanosoma brucei brucei TREU927 is the source of this 354-nucleotide messenger RNA. RefSeq lists its product as hypothetical. Lineage: Eukaryota; Euglenozoa; Kinetoplastea; Trypanosomatida; Trypanosomatidae. The record is from RefSeq and is a predicted model, not a curated record. Bases 1 to 354 code for a protein of 117 amino acids. The transcript has a single exon.